UUCCGCCGCGAGUACUUCCCCUUCGAGCUGGUACGCACCUUCGCCGAGUUCGACGCGAAAGUAACCACCCUCGAUUGGAGCCCGGACUCCAAGUACCUCAUCGUCGGGUCCAAGGAUUUAACCGCGAGAAUCUUGUGCUUGAAGAAAUUGAAUAGUGGUGGAAAGAAAAAACCCUUUUUGCUCCUAGGGCACAGGGAUUCGGUUGUAGGUUCGUUCUUCGGUGUCAAUUCGAAAACUAGUAGAGUUUGUAAGGCUUAUACGAUUACUAGGGAUUGUUACUUAUUUAGCUGGGGUUUUACUUCUGAUAGUGGUGGUGAGGCUGAGGGUUCGGAGCCGCCCUCGCCAGGGACGCCGGAGAGGGACGCGGAAAGGAAUUUGGAGGUUGUUGAGAAUGAUGGUGUGAAGAAGAGGAAGAAAAUUGAUGUUGAGGAUGGUGAUGAGGGUUACCUGAGUAAGGGAAAGUGGGAGUUAUUGAGGAAGGAUGGGUUUAUGCAGGGAUGGGCAAAAGUGACAGCAUGUGAUUAUCAUAGGGGGCUAGAUAUGGUGUUUGUUGGAUUUUCUAAUGGUGUGUUUGGGUUGUAUCAGAUGCCAGAUUUUGUGUGCAUUCAUUUGCUAUCUAUUUCAAGGGAGAAAAUUACCACCGCUGUGUUUAACGAGCUUGGGAACUGGCUGACAUUUGGCUGCGCCAAAUUGGGGCAGCUGCUGGUGUGGGAGUGGCGUUCUGAGAGCUACAUUUUGAAGCAGCAGGGUCAUUACUUUGAUGUUAACUGCGUUGCCUAUUCGGCAGACUCGCAGCUCCUUGCCACCGGAGCAGAUGAUAAUAAAGUGAAGGUGUGGACACUUUCGUCAGGAUUUUGCUUUGUUACAUUUUCGGAGCACACUAAUUCUGUUACGGCUUUACAUUUUAUGGCAAGUAACAAUUGCCUUCUUAGUGCAUCUCUUGACGGGACCAUUCGUGCAUGGGAUUUAUUACGCUACCGGAAUUUUAGGACCUUUACAACCCCUUCUUCUAGACAGUUUGUUUCCUUGACAGCUGAUCAAAGUGGUGAAGUGAUAUGUGCAGGCACUUCAGAUUCCUUUGAGAUUUUUGUUUGGUCAAUGAGAACGGGACGCUUGCUGGAUGUGCUUAGUGGUCACGAAGCUCCUGUUCAUGGGCUGGUCUUUUCUCCUACAAAUGCUGUCUUGGCUUCAUCAUCAUAUGAUAAAUCUGUUCGGCUGUGGGAUGUCUUUGAUGGAAAAGGAGCAGUUGAAACAUUUCCUCACACUCAUGAUGUUCUUACAGUAGUGUAUCGUCCAGAUGGAAGGCAGUUAGCUUGCAGCACAUUAGAUGGGCAAAUUCAUUUUUGGGACCCAGUAGAUGGUUUGUUGAUGUACACUAUAGAAGGUUCUAGAGAUAUUGCUGGUGGGCGUCUUAUGACUGACUGUAGGUCCGCAGCUAACUCAACUUCAGGGAAGUUCUUUACAACUUUGUGUUAUUCAGCUGAUGGAAGCUACAUAUUAGCUGGGGGAAGUAGCAGAUACAUCUGCAUGUAUGAUGUUGCAGAUCAGGUUUUACUUCGACGUUUCCAGAUAACUCACAAUCUCUCAUUAGAUGGAGUGCUUGACAUUUUAAACUCAAAAAAUAUGACAGAUGCUGGCCCUCUGGAUUUGAUUGAUGAUGACAACAGUGACAUUGAAGAAGGCAUUGAGAAACAAACUCGAGGGAAACUAGGAUUUAACUUGCCAGGAUCUUUGCCUAACCGUGGAAGGCCUAUUAUUCAGACAAAGUGCCUGAGGAUUGCACCUACAGGGCGUAGUUUUGUUGCAGCAACAACUGAGGGAGUUUUGGUUUAUUCUGUUGAUGAAUCAUUCAUAUUUGAUCCAACUGACCUUGACAUAAAUGUUACACCAGAGGCUGUUGAAGAAGCUCUUCGUGAAAAUCAACCAAGUAAAGCCUUGAUCCUUAGCCUUCGCUUGAAUGAGGAUUCCUUCAUUAAAAAAUGUAUAUUUGCGGUUAGUCCAGCAGAUAUUCCUGCAGUUGCCACGUCAAUCCCUUACAAAUAUCUCCAACGAUUAGUGGAGGCACUUGCAGAUCUCUUAGAAAACUGCCCACAUUUGGAAUUUAUACUUAGAUGGUGUCAGGAGCUCUGCAAGGCCCAUGGGAAUUCUAUUCAGCAGAACUCUCGCAAUCUGUUACCAUCAUUAAAAUCUUUGCAGAAAGCAAUCACUAAAAUUCAUCAGGAUCUAUCAGAUACAUGUUCCUCCAACGAAUAUAUGCUGCGGUAUUUAUGCUCUUCUGGUGCCAAAAAAUGAAUUUUAAGAAUUCACGCGUUGGAUUUUAGCAGCUUUGCUCAAGAAUCCCUUUCCAACCUCGGUAUUAUUUAAAUCUGGUAUCUGAUGAACAUCAUUAGCAAGUAGCAACUAGCAAGCAACCUCUGAAGAAUCCAGCAGGAUUUUGAUGUAAUUUCCAAUUGAAUGAAGUUUCAAUUUCUUGAAGGUGUGGCCUCCGUGAGGUGUGUUUCACGGUCUACUGGCAAUUUAACCAAGACAUCUCUUGAGAGGCAUUUCUUUGUAAUGUGGUGGUUAACAGAUUGCAGAGGUUGAGGUUCCUGCUUGAUAUACGCAGCAAUGUGUUUGGAAUCAACUAUUUUAGAAUUAAUUAAUAGAAAAUGUUAGAAAAUUUUGGUCAGAAAUUUUGCCCCGAUGAUAGCAACCACCUUGGGUGGUAUCAAAUGUGGAAUUUUUUAUUGGUGUCUUGUACCAUUGUUAUUGGCUGUUUAUAAGUGAAAUUAAUUGUUGGCAACGUUCUCAAUUUCUAGGAACCUUCGAGUUUUUCUGUUCCAGGAAUAUCUUUGAUGAAUGUUCAGUUUUAGAAUUUAGUAUUGGACAAUAAUAUGUUAAUAUAGAUUUUUUAACAUAUUGACAUAGUA
Molecule: messenger RNA, 2909 nt
Organism: Vigna umbellata (rice bean)
Lineage: Eukaryota; Viridiplantae; Streptophyta; Magnoliopsida; Fabales; Fabaceae
Gene: PWP2
Product: periodic tryptophan protein 2
Biological process (GO): ribosomal small subunit assembly; maturation of SSU-rRNA from tricistronic rRNA transcript (SSU-rRNA, 5.8S rRNA, LSU-rRNA)
Cellular component (GO): Pwp2p-containing subcomplex of 90S preribosome; small-subunit processome
Molecular function (GO): protein binding
Source: RefSeq, a predicted model, not a curated record